This is a messenger RNA of Xyrauchen texanus (razorback sucker), 1248 nucleotides long. Its product is annotated as tRNA N(3)-methylcytidine methyltransferase METTL6-like. Lineage: Eukaryota; Metazoa; Chordata; Actinopteri; Cypriniformes; Catostomidae. The record is from RefSeq and is a predicted model, not a curated record. The transcript is spliced from 5 exons. Bases 230 to 1084 code for a protein of 284 amino acids.
ACAGAUACAGACGUAACCUUUUGAUUAGACGCUCUCGUACAUUUUUCAUAUUUAGAUGGAUAAAUAUUUUAAUUAGUUACAUUUAGUUUGCUGACAACUUUAUUCUCCGCGCUUUAUCAUCGGCAUGGUUAGUUUCAUGGAACUUUUUAAUAAAGAUAAAACAUUUAGACUUUUAUGAUCGGAUAUUUUGAUCAGAACCCUUUUUUAACGACAAGGAGCUCAAACAAUCAUGUCAUUGACGGGUGAGUUGGACUCGGUUGAAUCCACCACUGGUUUUCCCAAUCAGUCCAGUGAUCAAAGCGAAAGGACGCUGACGCUAGAAGAGAUGGAGAAACUGAAGAAUGACAUGGUCUUGGUGUCAGACUUCAAGCAGCUGAAACUCGAAACAGAAGCUCAGAAAAACUGGGACUUGUUUUAUAAAAGGAAUUCAACCAACUUUUUCAAAGACAGGCACUGGACCACCCGAGAGUUUGUUGAACUGAAAAACUGCAGAGAGUCCGAAGGACAGAAGUUGGUGUUGCUGGAGGCUGGCUGUGGAGUAGGGAACUGCAUUUUCCCUCUGUUGGAAGAGGAUCUCAACAUUUUCAUCUAUGCCUGUGAUUUCUCUCCACGAGCUGUUGAGUUUGUGAAGCAAAAUGCCUUGUAUUGCUCGGAGCGAUGCCUUGCUUUUCAGUGUGACCUCACUAAGGAUGAUCUGCAUGCUACUGUACAGGCAGACACAGUGGAUGUAGCCACACUCAUAUUUGUUCUGUCUGCAAUUCACCCUGACAAGAUGCAACAAGCCCUAGGAAACAUUUUUAAGAUAUUAAAACCAGGAGGCAUUGUGCUGUUUAGAGACUAUGGACUGUAUGAUCAUGCCAUGCUGAGAUUUAAAUCAGGCCACAAGCUGGGACAAAAUUUCUAUGUGAGGCAGGAUGGAACUCGUUCCUUUUUCUUCUCCAGAGAAUACCUGGCAAGUUUGUUCCAUCAGGCAGGAUUCGAUGCUCUUGUUAACGAGUAUGUGCUGAGAGAAACAGUGAAUAAAAAAGAUGGUCUGUGUGUUCCCAGAGUGUUCCUGCAAAGUAAAUUCAGAAAGCCCUCAUAACCUCUGAGAUAAACAAGCCAUAUAUUGUUGUUGUUUUAUGUAUUUUGAACGAACUUAUUCUCUUUAUACAGCGCAUAUGUUUACUCCCUUAGGAUAAAAUAAAGCAUGUUCGUUUUCAAUUGUUUGAUUAUUUUCUUGACUCCUGGGUGGGGUAAAACGUACAA